This is a messenger RNA of Dibothriocephalus latus, 387 nucleotides long. Lineage: Eukaryota; Metazoa; Platyhelminthes; Cestoda; Diphyllobothriidea; Diphyllobothriidae. The record is from the annotation of a GenBank genome assembly.
AUGAGUGGCAACCAGGAACUGCAGGAUGGCCUGCGAAACUUCUUUUCCUCCCUUGAGGGAAGCCUGGCCAAUGACUGGGAAUGUGAACUGCACUAUGAACUGAUUCUGCAGCAGCUACGCAUUCUGAGGGAUGAUGUCAGGAGGACGCCGACCCCAGACUUCCAAGGUAAGUUACUCGGGCCUUAUGGUGGGGUAAUGAUUGCCUCUCGUAGAUUUUAUGCGCAGAACCACAACCAGCAAAGAAGGUUGGCACCCCCUUUCGUUGUUUUACUCCUUGUUCUGCCAUGUCAUUUAUAUCUCCAUAAAACUAAUGAGGCGUUUGACAAUAGCUUGCUUUGCUUGUACUUUCAUGAAGCCUUAGUCAACAGAAAUUUGCGCGUUUCGUAG